Gossypium raimondii (Peruvian cotton) is the source of this 2513-nucleotide messenger RNA. Its product is annotated as protein S-acyltransferase 24. Bases 382 to 2370 code for a protein of 662 amino acids. Gene Ontology annotation, biological process: protein palmitoylation. The record is from RefSeq and is a predicted model, not a curated record. NCBI's taxonomy places the organism in Eukaryota, Viridiplantae, Streptophyta, Magnoliopsida, Malvales, Malvaceae. The transcript is spliced from 13 exons. Gene Ontology annotation, molecular function: protein binding; palmitoyltransferase activity. Gene Ontology annotation, cellular component: Golgi membrane.
GAUGUAAAUAGGUAAAGUUGACGGGGUCAAUGAGCAAACAUUAGAAAGAAAAGAGAGAAACAAUCGGCAAUGGAUCUUCCUUCCCUUGUCUCUGAAAUUGACUUUCAUUCCUACGGAUAAUCGCUUUGGCUUUCGAUUGGUUUCGGCCUCUUUAGUCAAAACGGAAAGGACGCCAAAGCGCAACCACAUUCCUCCCCCCCUUCCCCUUCUCCUUCUUUCCUCGAAAAACCCUAACCGGCCCCACUAUUUUUCAUUUUUUUUCCAAUUUAAGAGAAAACUAAAAAAAAUUAUUCAGAAACAAAGUCAACCGGAGAUAAUUGAAAAGGAGAUUUCGAUUUUUCCUUCUUAGGACUGUUUUGGUUGUUGGGUUUUUUUGGAGAGAUGUCGUCGGAGAUCGAGGUUGUUGAAGACGUUCAACCCUUGAAGCAAUCGGAUGGCGUUGUGGGGAAUGGAAAUGGAUAUUAUGGGGGAGGGAACAAUGGGGUUGUUGGUGGUUUCGUUGAUGAUGAGAGCUUGAGGAAUGAUGUCUACACGGUUGCUGCUUAUGGGGAUUUGGAGAAGCUCCAAAGGUUGGUUGAGUACGAGGGUCGCUCUCUUUCCGAGCCUGAUGGCCUUGGUUACUAUGCCCUCCAAUGGGCUGCUUUGAAUAAUAGAACAGCUGCUGCUCAGUACAUCAUCGAGCAUGGUGGAGAUAUACAUGCGGCAGAUCACAAUGGGCAGACAGCCUUGCAUUGGAGUGCAGUCCGAGGUGCGAUACAAGUUGCUGAUAUUUUACUCCAAGAGGGUGCUCGGGUGCAUGCUGCUGACAUCUAUGGCUACCAGGUAACACAUGUUGCCACCCAGUAUGGUCAGACUGCUUUCCUGUACCAUAUUGUUUCAAAAUGGAAUGCUGACCCUGACAUUCCAGAUUAUAGUGGGAGUAGUCCUUUGCACUGGGCCGCUUAUAAAGGUUUUGCCGAUUGCAUACGUCUUCUUUUAUUUCUCGAUGCUGAUAGAGGGCGUCAGGACAAAGAGGGUUGCACUCCUCUCCAUUGGGCAGCUAUUAAGGGUAAUCUAGAAGCUUGCACUGUCUUAGUACAAGCUGGCAAGAAGGAGGACUUGAUGAUCACUGAUAAUUCUGGCCUUACACCUGCACAGCUUGCUUCUGAAAAAAAUCACAGACAAGUUGCUUUUUUCCUUGGAAAUGCUAGAAGGUUGCUUGAAAAGAGAUGUGAUGGGAACAGCCGUCUUGGACGCCUUUCUAAAUUAAGCCUUGCCCCAGUUCUUUUGUUUAUUAUCUUGGUAAUGCUGGUGACCUAUACUCAAUCUGUCAUAACGGCAUCAAAUCUGCCAAAGUUGACAGCUGGUUUUGGCCUUCUGGCAUGGAUGGGUGUUUUCCUAGCAUCUGCCGGUUUGGUUAUGUUUUAUAGGUGUAGCAGCAAGGACCCAGGUUAUAUCAAGAUGAAUGCCCUUGAUCCUCAAAAUAUGAAAGACAGUGAACGCUUAUUGAAGAUUGAAAUAAAUAAUCCUAUUUUGCUAGCAGGCAAUUGGUCUCAGCUUUGUGCAACAUGCAAGAUUGUCAGGCCCCUUCGUGCAAAACACUGCUCCACUUGUGAUCGUUGUGUUGAACAAUUUGACCAUCACUGCCCUUGGGUAUCAAAUUGUAUUGGCAAGAGAAACAAAUGGGAUUUUUUCCUUUUCCUUGUUUUAGAAGUUUCAGCGAUGUUGAGUACUGGUGCGGUAGCUAUUACAAGAAUCGUGACAGAUCCACUGGCUCCAUCUCCAUUUUUUCCAUGGAUUAACCAUGCUUUUACUCAUCACAUUGGUGCUAUAACAUUUUUGAUUGUGGAUUUUUUCCUCUUCUUUGGUGUGGCAGCUUUAACUGUUGUACAGGCUUCUCAGAUAGCCCGCAAUAUAACAACAAAUGAAAUGGCCAAUGUGAUGCGCUAUAGCUACCUCAGGAGUGCUACUGGGCGAUUUAGAAACCCAUAUGAUCACGGAUGCCGUAAGAACUGCUCAGAUUUCCUGAUCAAUGGCUACAAUGAAGAUGUGCAAAUUAGUGAAGAACCAGCACAUUUUGAAGGAAUUGGGAUGGUACAAAUGGGGAGGGAUUUGAACUUGGAAAAUGGUGAUUUGGAAACUGCGGCAAACAGAAAUGGCCAUAUUGCUAUAAAUGUGAAUUCUAGUGAUGCCAAUGCACAUCAUCAUGGCCAUGGCCACAGCCACAGCCACAGCCACAGCCACGGCCACAGUCGUGGCCACGUUCAUUCUUCCCAGUGUAACCAUAGUAAGCCAAGCAAGCCAAAAAAUGAGAGCGUGCCGUUGGGGUUGGGAAUUGGACUUGGACUUGGACAUGGACGUAGUAAUGGCCGUUCAGUGGCGACAUCAUGAUGUUCUUCAUAUAUUUAUCCAGUACAAGUACACACUGACAUGCAUUGUAUUAUAAGUAUACAUCCUUAAGAGCUCAGCUAUUUUUUAUCGAGUGGCUGCUCCUUUAAUUAUUAUUUAAUUAAUUGAUUUUUGUUUCUUUCCUA